CGUGGUCGCCCCUGACCAAUGGAGAGUGCCGUUACAGGCGCAAUGCGGCUGUCGGGAUGUAAGGAGGAAUGGCGACGGUCGAGAAGGUUUGAAGGCGAGAGUAGAGCAGAAUUUGACCAAACAGAAGCGGAUCACAGUUUCCAGCAAAACUCGCUAAAAAGACUCUCAAAAUGGAAACAGCACCUAUGAUGUCUUCCUCAUCCAGCGUGGUCUCAUCCUCAAGCCCGCAGACCUCAACCACCCAGGCCAGCCUUGCAUCAAAACAGAGAGACAGCAGAAAGGCCACCGCCACUACUCCCGCCUUCCUCUCCAACCUGGGCAGGGCCACCCUGCGGGGCAUCCGAAAAUGUCCACAGUGUGGCAUCUACAAUGGCACCCGAGGGCUCAGCUGCAAGAACAAGGCCUGCGGGAUCCCCCUUAGAAAUGCUACAGCUGUGAGCAGGAGCAGCAAGACUUGUGCAGUGGAGGUUGUGAAAGUGAUAAUAGACAGUGAAGAGAGAGGGGGGAAAGAGCGAGAGGCUGGAGGAGGUGGAGCCCUGGGUGGUGGCUUAGGUGGAGGAGUUCAGGUGUUUUCAGUGUGUCAUAGAGGAAGAGGAGCCACAGCUACGCAGAUGGGCUUUGUUGAACUUGUGCCCACUGAUACUGCUAUCGCGACAGGCGACGGAGCCACCCUGCUGACCCGCAUCAACCUGGGGCGCUGCUUUGUGCCAUCUUGCAGGCAGGGUCAAAGGUCAAACCAGGGCGAAUCAGAAUCAGGGGUCGCCAGUUCCAAGCAGUCGUCUGACAGCCUCUGCAUCCAUAUCAAGCAAGCUAUAGAGUGUCACAGCCGUGCAACCCCGCUGACCUUAAAGAGCUCUGUCCUGGAGGGGUUGCAGGCCUCCAUUCAGGCCAGGGAGGAGCUGUGGAGGCUGGCCACAGAGUCUCCAGGGCCCCUGGUGCAGCGCGUCGCAAAAGACACCCUGGUGGUAAAGUGCCACACAGAUUCCCAGCAUCCUCUGGGGCUGCUGCACCUUACCGUAGGUGCAGGUGGACUGUGUGAGGUUUCAAAGAGCGAAAAAAGGAGCAGAGAGCAGCAACAUGCCAUUUUCCACUGUGCCUGUCAGUUAAGCAGCAGAAGAAGUAAAGCUGGUGUUGAUGGAGCAGCAGGAUCCACCAACCCUCACCCUCCUCCCAGCUCAGCCACAUCACAGCCCUGCCUUCACUUUUACGCCUGCGUGUGUGCUUUUGCAAGUGAUGAGAAACUGGCUUCAGAGUUUGCUGCAUUCAUCAGCUACACUCCUAGUGGUGUCCAACAGAACACCACCAGUAAAGCAAUUAGUCCCAGUGAGAAGCCCCUGCAACAGGCUGAAUCAUUCAACUCCCAUCCAAAGACAAAGAAACUUCGCCUGGAUGAAUCUCUCUCUGUGGCCUUUCCCUGUGGGGUGGGGAACGAGGGAGUGUCAGCCUCCGGCCUGAGGAAAGCUGGUCAAAGGAAAGCCCCUGGUGCUGGUGGGCUGAAGGCUCCAGGAAGUGCCCAGGUUGUGGAUGAACAUACGGUGACGAUGGGCUUCCACCAGUGGCUGGCCAGUGUCACAGAGAGGAUCCAACAGACAAUGCACUACCAGUCUGAUGGGAAACCACAACCUCUGGUGUAUCACAUUCCCCAGGAGUUCUUCAACGCUCUGCAGAUUCGUCUGUCACUGGGCUCCAAGAAGAAGAGACUGCCUAACUUCACGACAGCGUUUGUGAGAAAUGAUGGACUUCCUCUCGGCUCUCUCUCCAAGUACACCUGGCACAUCACCAGCCCCAUGCAGGUCAAACGCAUCUUUGACACCCCAGAGGUGCCUCUGGAGCUCUCUCAGAGUUUUGUAAAGAACAUUGAUGGCUCUUAUUCACGUUUUCGCUGCCCCGAGCCUCCGUCUGAACCAGAAUCCCCAGAGGCGUACAGGACAGCGGAUCGACCACAGGCUAUACGACCAAUGGAGCUGCGCACAUUCCUCAAAGUCGGACCAGGCUCAGCGGAUCAGAAGGAGGCCAGUCCUUUUGUGAUCGAGUGGAUCCCCGAUUUUCUCCCACGCUCUCAGAUGGGAGAGCUCAGGAUCAGCUUCGAAUUUGGCCAUCAGCAGAGCGGUCAGCCAGAGUAUUGUGAUAAAAUAAGUGCAGCGGAGACAGGGGGUCGUUCCAAGUCAGACUCAAGCCCAUUCAAACUCACAAAGGAUGUUGAAAUCCUUAAGGUGGUUGUCUAAUGGCCCAGUCAUCGCUUGUCAUGACACAUAUGAUGACUCGUGACAGUAUGUGACCUACCCAUACAGUAUAUCCAUGUUAAAUUAUGCAAGGUGUGGAUAAUCAAUUUCCAUAUGAGGUACGCAGUAUAUUAUUGAUCAAAAGCAAUUUUAGAUAAUCUAGUCUGUAGUGUAGCACACAUUGUAAUGCCUUUUCCUUUAUGCAAAAUAUUCAUAAUGUAAAACUUAUAUGUUAUAACUUAUAUUUUUGGAAAAAUAUCUAUUUUUUUAAACAUGUUACCCAUCCAUUUUUUACCCAAAGCGGAUCACACAACCAGUUCUUUUACCAAGAACUUUUUCACCAUUUACUGGUCAUAACUUGUGGUGUCUGUGUAGUGAAACGUUUGAAAAAACAUAUUUUCUCUUGUAUGUUUUGCUGUGUAAGCAUCAAAAAAAUAAAAACAUUAAAUUGAUAAACUGUC
Molecule: messenger RNA, 2683 nt
Organism: Scatophagus argus
Lineage: Eukaryota; Metazoa; Chordata; Actinopteri; Scatophagidae
Gene: c20h2orf42
Product: chromosome 20 C2orf42 homolog
Exons: 9
Coding region: 171-2225 (684 amino acids)
Cellular component (GO): nucleus
Source: RefSeq, a predicted model, not a curated record